This is a messenger RNA of Miniopterus natalensis, 2293 nucleotides long. RefSeq names its product monoamine oxidase B (gene MAOB). Gene Ontology annotation, molecular function: flavin adenine dinucleotide binding; primary methylamine oxidase activity. Gene Ontology annotation, cellular component: mitochondrion. NCBI's taxonomy places the organism in Eukaryota, Metazoa, Chordata, Mammalia, Chiroptera, Miniopteridae. The record is from RefSeq and is a predicted model, not a curated record.
GCGGCGGGCUGGGGCCAAGACCCAGAGACCAGAGCAGCAGGCACCAAGGCAGCCUGGAGAGGGACGAGCGCCAUGAGCAGCAAAUGUGACGUGGUCGUGGUGGGGGGCGGAAUCUCAGGUAUGGCAGCAGCCAAACUUCUGCAUGACACUGGCCUGAAUGUGGUUGUUCUGGAAGCCCGGGACCGUGUGGGAGGCAGGACUUACACCACUAGGAACCAAAUGGUUAAAUAUGUGGACCUUGGAGGAUCUUAUGUUGGACCAACCCAGAAUCGCAUCUUAAGAUUAGCCAAAGAGCUAGGAUUGGAGACCUAUAAAGUGAAUGAAGUGGAGUGUCUGAUCCACCACUCAAAGGGAAAAUCAUACAAAUUCAGGGGCCCGUUCCCACCUGUGUGGAAUCCAAUUACCUACUUAGAUCAUAACAACCUUUGGCGGACAAUGGAUGACAUGGGACAAGAGAUUCCCAAUGAUGCCCCAUGGAAGGCACCCCUUGCAGAAGAGUGGGACCACAUGACGAUGAAGGAGCUGCUAGACAAGAUCUGCUGGACUGAAUCUGCAAAGAAGCUUGCUACUCUCUUUGUGAACCUGUGUGUCACUGCGGAGACCCAUGAGAUCUCUGCUCUGUGGUUCCUGUGGUAUGUGAAGCAGUGUGGGGGCACAACCAGGAUCAUCUCAACAACCAAUGGAGGGCAGGAGAGGAAAUUUGUGGGUGGAUCUAGUCAAGUGUGUGAACGGAUAAUGGACCUCCUUGGUGAGCAAGUGAAACUGGAGAGGCCCGUGACCCACAUUGACCAGACAGGAGAAAAUAUCCUUGUGGAGACCCUAAAUCAUGAGGUGUAUGAGGCUAAGUAUGUGAUUAGUGCUAUUCCUCCUACUCUGGGCAUGAAGAUUCAUUUUAAUCCCCCUCUACCAAUGAUGAGAAACCAGCUGAUCACUCGUGUGCCUUUGGGUUCAGUCAUCAAGUGUAUUGUUUAUUAUAAAGAGCCCUUUUGGAGGAAAAAGGAUUACUGUGGAACCAUGAUUAUUGAAGGAGAGGAAGCUCCCGUUGCCUACACGUUGGAUGAUACCAAACCUGAUGGCAACUAUGCCGCCAUAAUGGGAUUUAUUCUUGCCAACAAAGCCAGAAAACUGGCACGUCUUACCAAAGAAGAAAGGUUGAAUAAACUUUGUCAGCUCUAUGCAAAAGUUCUGGGAUCCCAAGAAGCUUUGCAGCCAGUGCACUAUGAAGAGAAGAACUGGUGUGAGGAUCAGUACUCAGGAGGCUGCUACACAACCUACUUUCCCCCAGGGAUCAUGACUCAAUAUGGGAGGGUUCUACGCCAGCCGGUUGGCAGGAUUUAUUUCGCAGGCACGGAGACUGCUACACACUGGAGUGGCUACAUGGAGGGGGCUGUGGAGGCUGGGGAGAGAGCAGCCCGAGAGAUCCUGCAUGCUAUGAGGAAGAUUCCAGAGGAUGAAAUCUGGCAGUCUGAACCAGAGUCUGUGGAUGUUCCUGUGCAGCCUAUUACCACGACUUUCUUAGAGAGAAAUUUGCCCUCCGUGCCAGGUCUGCUGAGGCUGAUUGGAUUUACUACCAUCUUUUCAGCAACUGCUCUUGGUUUCCUGGCCCACAAAAGGGGCUUACUUUUGCGGCUCUAAAGAGAAGGCAUCUUUAACCAUACCUUCUUCUUACUUUAUUCGGUAUGUGGGUUUAGGGAAGGAGUUGUAAUAAAGUUUCAUGAAGACAUACAGAGUCUAGUGUGAGGUGGGGAGCAAGAUAAGUCAGACUACUGACCAUAGGAAACAGUAUCUUUCUCCAUUUGGUCCCUGUUUAUUGUCUCCUGUUUGGCCUAGCACUCUGUCUUGCCCAUUUCCAAAUGUAUUGCCCACAGAAACUUCACAGUAGUUAAGCAGUCCUGUUUAAGGUCCUUGCUGUCCCACAACACACCUUGCCCAUGCACAAAAAACUAGCUUUUCCCCACCUCUGUGGCUUUGUGCUUCUCUUUCUUCUUACCUGUAACAUCCCUAUCUUUCAAGUUCUCAGCAUUUGUUCUUAGAGUCCUGUAUUGUUAUAGCUGGUAGACCUUAGAGACCAUCUAGUCCUCAUCUUCUGUUUUAGAAUUGAACCAACUAAAGCUGAGAGAGGUGGAACAUAAUUGUCCAAGGUCUGAAGCAAGACCUUGAUAUUUUGGAGAAUAGAACACAAGAUCAUUGCUUUUUCCACCUCCUGGGAUGUACGCUCUAAUAACUCUCCUCUACUCUCUGUUAUAGUUGCUGAUGGUGCCCCCUUGUAUGGGUUUACUUUGUACUAAGUUGU